Molecule: messenger RNA, 3326 nt
Organism: Juglans regia (Persian walnut)
Lineage: Eukaryota; Viridiplantae; Streptophyta; Magnoliopsida; Fagales; Juglandaceae
Product: homeobox-leucine zipper protein MERISTEM L1-like
Exons: 12
Coding region: 711-2900 (729 amino acids)
Biological process (GO): regulation of DNA-templated transcription
Molecular function (GO): DNA binding; lipid binding; DNA-binding transcription factor activity, RNA polymerase II-specific
Source: RefSeq, a predicted model, not a curated record
CUCUCAUCUUCCUCACAGAGUUGUUCUUAAACACUGUUUACAGUUAAGUACGGAUUAGUAUUUCAUGUCCCAAACAUUGAAAACGGAUCUGGCCCUUCUCCCAUCGUUCUUUCCUCGCAACUUCUAAAGGUUUUGGUGCUUCAAGCUCAUAAAAACAAAUAUCGCAUAUAUUUGUCGUAUCUCUAAACACUUUACGUUACUUUUAACAUAGGAGGGAGAUAGAGAUAGAGAUAGAGAUAGAGUGAGAGGGUGCUUGGAUGGGACGUUCACCGUGAUCUUAGUAUGCGUUAUAACUUUAGUUAUUAGUGUUUGAAAUUUGAAGUGUCAAAGACCUCCUGAGGGUGUCAACUCUUUCCUGCCAUGACUUUCGGUUCAAAAUUCUCUUUUGGCACGUAAGAACACAAAGGUUGAAGACUUUUGGAAGCCCACAGCCGUAGUCAUUUUUAGUCCUUCUGCAACAUGUACUAUUCCUAUUAGAUUUCCUGAAACAGUGUCAGAUACUCUAUUAAAUGCAAGAAACCAAACUCCAACCUCCACAGAGAGAGAGAGAGAGAGGUCAGUGUAGAACUAGAGAGAUAUGCUAGCCGGAAAAUGCUCCCGGUGAAUUACUUAAAGGGAACAUAAAAGCUAGCUGCUGAGCUUCUGCAUCUUUGUGACGAAGCAGCAACCAGCACACAGUCCAAGUCGAUCGUACGCAGAGAGUUUUAGAAAUGUUUCAGCCAAACAUUUUCGAUGCUGAUCACCAUCACAUGCUGGAUAUGGCCCCUAAUUCCCCCGAAAAUGAAUUUGGAAAGAUCAUUAGAGAAGACGAUUUCGAGGCUAGAUCAGGCGCCGAAACCACUUUGGAAGCUCCCUCCGGUGAAGACCAAGACCCCAAUCAACGCUCCAAAAGGAAGCGCUACCAUCGCCAUACCCAGAGUCAAAUCCAGGAAAUGGAAGCAUUCUUCAAGGAGUGCCCUCACCCAGAUGACAAGCAAAGGAAAGAACUGAGCCGUCAUCUAGGGCUAGAGCCUCUACAAGUCAAAUUUUGGUUCCAAAAUAAGCGAACGCAAAUGAAGGCCCAACAUGAGCGCCAUGAGAAUGCAAUUUUGAAGGCAGAAAACGAAAAGCUUCGUGCAGAGAACACGAGGUUCAAGGAAGCCCUGGGGAAUGCAUCAUGCCCCAACUGUGGAGGUCCAGCAGCUCUUGGUGAGAUGUCUUUCGACGAACAGCAUUUGAGGAUCGAGAAUGUUCGUUUAAGAGAAGAGAUUGAUAGGCUAUCUGGGAUUGCGGCUAAAUAUGUUGGCAAGCCUUUGUCUUCGUAUUCUCAGCUUUCGACUCAUGUGCCUUCCCGCUCCCUUGAUCUUGGGGCUGGGAACUUUGGCGCACAGUCAGGAUUUGUAGGGGAGAUGUAUGGAGGGUCGAAUGAUCUCCUCAGGUCAAUUUCAGGGCCUACAGAGGCUGAUAAGCCAUUGAUUGUUGAGCUCGCGGUGGCAGCAAUGGAAGAACUGAUAAGGAUGGCUCAGGGUGGAGAGCCUUUAUGGGUUUCCUGUGACAACUCUGCUGAGAUACUGAAUGAAGAAGAAUACUUGAGGACUUUCCCUAGGGGUAUAGGCCCCAAACCAUUGGGGUUAAAAUCAGAAGCUUCAAGGGAAUCUGUGGUAGUUAUUAUGAAUCACAUGAACCUUGUUGAGAUUCUCAUGGACGUGAAACGAUGGUCAAGUGUGUUUUGUGGUAUUGUUUCAAGAGCAAUGACUUUAGAUGUGCUAUCAACCGGAGUGGCAGGGAACUAUAAUGGAGCCUUGCAAGUGAUGACAGCUGAGUUCCAAGUCCCUUCACCGCUUUUUCCAACUCGUGAAAAUUACUUUGUAAGGUAUUGUAAACAGCAUGUCGAUGGGACUUGGGCAGUUGUUGAUGUUUCCUUGGACAAUUUACGCCCUGGUAUGAUUUCAAGGAGUCGACGAAGGCCAUCAGGUUGUUUGAUCCAAGAAUUGCCAAAUGGUUACUCAAAAGUUGUAUGGGUCGAACAUGUAGAAGUAGAUGACAGAGCUGUCCAGAGUAUGUACAGACCAUUGCUGAAUUCAGGUCUAGCUUUUGGAGCAAAACGUUGGGUGGCUACAUUAGAUCGUCAAUGUGAACGUCUUGCAAGUUCAAUGGCCAGUAACAUUCCAGCAGGAGAUCUAUGUGUGAUAACAAGCACAGAAGGGAGGAAGAGUAUGUUGAAGCUCGCAGAAAGAAUGGUGAUGAGCUUUUGUACUGGUGUGGGUGCUUCUACUGCUCACGCAUGGACAACAUUAUCAGCAACAGGUUCGGAUGAUGUAAGGGUUAUGACCAGAAAGAGUAUGGAUGAUCCAGGCAGGCCACCGGGUAUUGUGCUAAGUGCUGCAACUUCCUUCUGGAUUCCAGUUCCAGCAAAAAGGAUUUUCGAUUUCCUUCGCGAUGAGAACUCUCGACGUGAGUGGGAUAUCCUUUCGAAUGGUGGCCUAGUUCAAGAAAUGGCACACAUAGCCAAUGGUCGCGACCCAGGCAACUGUGUCUCUUUGCUGCGAGUAAACAGUGCGAAUUCAAGUCAGAGCAAUAUGCUGAUACUACAAGAGAGUUGCACUGAUUCUAUCGGCUCAUACGUAAUUUAUGCACCAGUUGAUAUCGUUGCAAUGAAUGUGGUUUUAAGCGGCGGGGAUCCAGAUUAUGUUGCUCUUCUACCAUCUGGUUUUGCUAUACUGCCUGAUGGGCCUGGCCUCAAUGGUGGGGGCAUUCAUGAGGUGGGAUCUUGUGGCUCUCUAUUGACAGUAGCAUUUCAGAUCUUAGUUGAUUCAGUCCCAUCGGCAAAACUCUCUCUUGGAUCAGUGGCUACAGUAAACAGUCUUAUAAAGUGCACGGUUGAAAAGAUCAAGUCUGCACUAAUGUGUGAGAGUUCAUAAUUCAGAAGACUUAUUUAUGCAAGAAGAUCAAAAGAAGAGAAAAUUCCAAAACAGAGCAAAGAAGUCAAGAACGCACCUUAUAAUAUCCUUUCCUCGUGGUGUUUGUUAGGGGCAGGGAAAGCUAGAAAAGAGCAAAUCACCACUCUGAAAGGGUAAUAGGUUCGGGUAUUGACUUCACCUUACGAAGACGAAAGUAAAACCAGACGUUGUUAAUGUUGUUGCCUAGCCUGUAGUAGUAGUAAUCCGAUCCCCAUUGAUCAGCUUUUGUUAAUUUCCUGUUAGGCUUAUGAUCGAUUAGGUACUGUUCUUCUUGUAGUGGUUAUCUUAAAAUUCCCAAUCUUUUUCAAACUAUCAUGGUGCGUGACGUCUUGAAAGAAGUAUUAGUAGCUAGCUAGCUCAGUCCCCAACAAAUAUUGGUUUUUUCUU